Molecule: messenger RNA, 5566 nt
Organism: Phyllostomus discolor (pale spear-nosed bat)
Lineage: Eukaryota; Metazoa; Chordata; Mammalia; Chiroptera; Phyllostomidae
Gene: SHOC2
Product: SHOC2 leucine rich repeat scaffold protein
Exons: 9
Coding region: 341-2089 (582 amino acids)
Molecular function (GO): protein binding
Source: RefSeq, a predicted model, not a curated record
GGAGGGGCGGGCGGGGGGCGGCGGUUGGGCAGCGUCGCUUCUAAGGCGGAGGAGGAGGAGGAAGGAGGGCGAGCGAGGAGGAUGGCGGAGUCCGGGCUCCUGACGGAAUUCUAAUGAAUCAUUGAUUGACCAGCACCAUUUUGCCAAUUGGAAUGAGUUAUCAGAAAUGGGAAUAGAUUCAACAUGUAACAGAUUGGCUGUUACUCCAUGGUGAUUACUUCUUCAAGCCAACACUUUUUUAAUUCCAUAGGAUUUUUGUCUCUUCAUCUUUGAAUUCCAGUUCCUAUAGGCAAAUAAAAUAAAAGGAGUUCAUGUAGUUUUUGCUCAAGCUUGAGUAACCAUGAGUAGUAGCUUAGGAAAAGAAAAAGACUCUAAAGAGAAAGAUCCCAAAGUACCAUCAGCCAAGGAAAGAGAAAAGGAGGCAAAAGCCUCUGGAGGUUUUGGGAAAGAAGGUAAAGAAAAAGAACCUAAGACCAAAGGGAAAGAUGCCAAAGACGGAAAGAAGGACUCCAGUGCUGCCCAACCAGGGGUGGCUUUUUCAGUUGACAAUACGAUCAAACGGCCAAAUCCAGCACCUGGAACUAGAAAAAAAUCUAGCAAUGCAGAGGUAAUUAAAGAGCUCAAUAAAUGUCGGGAAGAGAACUCAAUGCGUUUGGACUUAUCCAAGAGGUCUAUACACAUAUUACCAUCAUCAAUCAAAGAGUUGACUCAAUUAACAGAACUUUAUUUAUAUAGCAACAAAUUGCAGUCCCUCCCCGCAGAAGUGGGCUGCCUAGUAAAUCUCAUGACACUGGCGCUGAGUGAAAAUUCACUUACCAGUUUGCCUGACUCUCUUGAUAACUUGAAGAAGCUACGGAUGCUUGAUUUACGGCAUAAUAAACUGAGAGAAAUUCCUUCAGUGGUGUAUAGGCUAGAUUCUCUCACCACUCUCUACCUUCGCUUUAACCGUAUAACUACUGUGGAAAAGGACAUCAAAAACCUGUCAAAACUCAGCAUGCUUAGCAUUCGAGAGAACAAAAUCAAACAACUACCUGCUGAAAUUGGUGAAUUAUGUAACCUCAUUACGCUGGAUGUAGCUCACAAUCAACUUGAACACCUUCCAAAGGAGAUUGGAAACUGCACACAGAUAACCAACCUUGACUUGCAGCACAAUGAACUGCUAGACCUCCCAGAUACUAUAGGAAACCUGUCCAGUUUAAGUCGUCUUGGUCUGAGAUAUAACAGACUGUCAGCAAUACCCAGAUCACUGGCAAAAUGCAGUGCACUUGAAGAAUUAAAUUUAGAGAACAAUAACAUUUCUACUUUACCAGAGAGUCUUUUAUCAAGUCUUGUGAAACUGAAUAGUUUGACCCUAGCUAGAAACUGCUUCCAGUUAUAUCCAGUAGGUGGUCCAUCUCAGUUUUCCACCAUCUAUUCCCUCAACAUGGAACACAAUCGAAUCAAUAAAAUUCCAUUUGGUAUAUUCUCCAGAGCGAAAGUAUUAAGUAAGCUGAACAUGAAGGACAAUCAGUUGACAUCACUUCCUUUGGAUUUUGGAACUUGGACCAGCAUGGUAGAAUUGAAUUUAGCCACUAAUCAGCUCACAAAGAUCCCAGAGGAUGUGUCUGGUCUUGUUUCUCUUGAGGUUCUAAUAUUAUCAAACAAUCUUCUAAAGAAGCUUCCUCAUGGUCUUGGAAACCUUAGGAAGUUAAGAGAGCUGGAUCUAGAGGAGAACAAAUUGGAAUCCUUACCAAAUGAAAUUGCUUAUCUUAAGGAUUUACAGAAAUUAGUCUUGACAAACAACCAGUUGGCCACGCUUCCCAGAGGCAUUGGGCACCUUACCAAUCUCACGCACCUGGGCCUUGGAGAGAACCUGCUUACUCAUCUUCCCGAGGAAAUCGGUACACUGGAGAACCUAGAAGAACUGUAUUUGAAUGACAACCCCAACCUGCAUAGCCUUCCCUUUGAGCUGGCUCUUUGCAGCAAGCUUUCAAUCAUGAGUAUUGAGAACUGUCCACUCAGCCACCUUCCACCUCAGAUUGUUGCUGGGGGUCCUUCUUUCAUCAUUCAGUUCCUGAAGAUGCAGGGUCCAUAUCGUGCCAUGGUCUGAUACAAAUCUACUGGUCCCACACACUGUUCAAAAGUAGACUGCCAUUAAUGUUUCACAUCUAUAUCUGUAUCUAUUUACGUAGAUAUUGAUAUAUUUGGCAGAUUUAUAAAGACUGCAUUAUGUGUUUCUGCUAAUAGAGGAAUCAUAGCCAUUUAGAUUUUUUUUAAUUCUGUACAAAAAGCUUAUAAGUUUUCUUUGCUGACCUUGGAUAUUUUUCUGUUUGUAAUAUGAUACUCCAGUUUGCUUAAAACAUUUGUAAACAAAUUAUGAAUUUAUUAAAUUUAAGGGGCAGAGGUAGUAUAGUUAUACUUUCUCUUAGCAAAUAUAAUGGGCAAGCAAUUUUGUUGCAACUUUUCAUAGGCAUUUUCCCCUUACCAACUGUCAGACCUUUAUAGUAUUAUAGGCCAUGAAGGUAGAAUUUUUCUUUAACUUAUUUUGAAAUUUGAGAUUUAAAUUUUAUAUAUUGUUUACAGUCAGAGUAAAUCACUGGAUUUUUGUUGUUGUUGUUUUGAUUUGCUCUGUUUUAAUCAGUCAGAUCUAGAGUUUAUAUCAUCUAAAGAAUUUGCAUCAGCUGAUUCAGCUAUUAAAAGAUAUUUGUUUUUUGAAACAAUGGCAAAUUGAAGAUACAGGCAGAAAUUCUAGAAUUCCUUUCAUCAUGAUUCUCAGAUCAAUUGUAAAGCAAACUAUUUGACAGGAGUCUUUGGGGUGGGUGGGGGAGGGCACUGAGAUCUUUUCUAGUACAAAUGUCUUUUCUUAAGUUUGGGGGAAAUAUAAAAGAAGUUUCAUUCUUAAAAGUUGCAGGUCCACAAAAUAGAACAGAAUAAUUUAGCAAAAAAAUACACAUAAACACACAUUCUAUAUAUGUAUAUACAAUGCUAUAUAGAUAUGUAUUUAUUAUAUCAUAAACUACAUUAGGCAACUUUAAGGAUUUCUCCCUAGCCUUGUACAAUGAAAAUGAAUGUUUUUCUUUGAACACUGCAAUAUAUGUUCCAAGGUUAUUUAACAGUGUACUAUGGUUUUAUAUCUUGACUUGCCUUGUACAUCUUUUCAGUUCUGGAAUAUCUGCGUCUAAGCACACUCUCUUCACACUGUGCUGUAUUGCUGCUGAACUAAAUGCACUUUUCCCCACAUGUGGGGCACUGGCUUCAAACAAUUCAGUUCAGUACCAUUGAUUUUAAUCUCAUCUUUCCUUCUUGGUAGUUGCUAACACACUUAUGGAAAAGAGGCACAUUGCGUAGAAGCCAUUGAUAGUUCAGUGGAAGUUCUGUAAGAUGUGCAUGUGCUGUUCGAUGUUUUUCUUUUGCUCUACUAUUUUAAGGCUGGCCGUGUUGUCAGUACGAGCCCCUUAUUCAGUACUCUGACUUUUGGUAGGGUCAGUCUCAGUCGAUUUAAUUUUUGAAGAGACUCACAGAGCAAGAACUUUCUAGAUACCACCCUAAAAAACACUUUCCAUAUAAUGAAUAACUAUUAUGUGUAAUUACAUGUUGCUGCUUGGAUUUCUUUUUUUACUUCCUUUUAGAUGGGCAUUGUGUCUUAAACCAUUUUUGAAUUAAGGCCAUGAUAUAAAGAUAGAAAUUUUGAGUGUUGCUUUGCUUUUCCUGGUGCUCAAAAUCAGGACUAAGUUUGAGUUGGAAACUGUAAUUGUAAUUGGCAAAUUGUUAAGGAGCAACUAAGGAAUUGAAGGCAGGUGAAGAUAUAAAACCCUAGAAUGCUUAUAUGUGCUGUAAAACUAUUGUAGAUAUCACUGGAUUUUACCAAGUAAUAUCCUUUCUUCUUUUUUUCCAUCUACUGUGGCUUUUCUGUUAAAAUUUUGUUUAUAAAAGGAAUUUGUUUAUUACGGCUCUACUUGGAGCUUGUGUGUAUGUGUGGUUUUUAAAAAUCCUCAUAUCCAAGCGUGCUCAUGUAUUGAGAUGAUGGAACUUGAAUUUUAAAGGGAGUAACCUAAUGUCUUUUUUUCUUUUUGAAAAAAUGGUUAUUGUUCCUUAAAAAUGAAAAUACUUUUUUUGAAACAUUUUGGUUCCCCUACCUUCAUUUAUAUUGAUCUGUAACAGAUGCAAAAUGAUCAAAAUCUUACAUGUAGAAGUGAUGUUAUAGGCAAACUGGUAUAUAGCUAAGGAGUUAUAACACUUUUUUACAAAGCAUAAAACAUGUUUCCUGGGUAUGGCUGCCACCUUGUAAGAGCCCAUAAAUUUUAUUACUUCUAACAAGAAACUAAAGUGGACUCUAAUUGGUAUACCCUUGUGAAAUCAAGAUAUUUAAUAUUAAAGUUAGAAUAUAAGGGAUAUUGUUGACUACAUGUGUGCUAAUACUUUUCCUGAACUACAGUAGGACUACCCAGCAUGUCCAAAAUUUUUCUUCUUAAAGAAAAAUUGUCUUUUAAAGAAAUUAGGUUAGUUUCUCCAUGAGGCACAAUAACUUUAAACAAAAUGUCAUAGAAUGCUACAUUGCUCUAAACUUCGCCUUUUGUUAACCUACAAAAUGGGGCAAAAAUAGGUUUACAGUUGUGCAUAUGGAAAAUAUAUUUAAUAAAUAAUAAUACAAGAAUAAACUGUUUUAUGUACUCACAACUGUAAACCUACUUUUGCCCCACCCUAGAGAGUAGGAAAACAGCAAUAACUAUGUCAAACAGUCCUUGUGGUAGUUUACUACUGUUUAAAUUCCAAAUGAUUAUUUCAUACAGAAAGAAGGGGACAAUCCUAAAUAACUUAAGGAUUUGAUGGAUACAAAAGAAAGCGGUAGAAAAUAGAAACUCUCGGAGGAGAAAAUACACAUAAAACAUUUAUUUGUACUUAUAUUAAAAGAUGGGUGAUGCAAUUGGAAUAAGCUCAAAAUGUAAUUGCAUAUUUCUAAUUUAUCUUAUAAAGUCUGAAUCAUUUAAAAUGGAUAAACUGUUAUACAUCCCAGUUUAUCUAGUCUUUCUCCAAUACCUUUGUUAUAGCUUUUACUUUUCAUCUCAGUUAUUGCUAAGCCAUGUGUAUUGAAUCCACAUUUCAGCUUGCAGAAUUUGUAAUUGUUCAUCAGUAAGAAUGGGUUGUGGUUAAAGCAUGUAAAAUGGGACCCUUUGAAAUGGAAAGGGGACACUACUGAUUGUUGUAUUGGGCCAGCAACCGUACAUCAGAAUGUCCCUGGAAAAUGAGGAUUUGUGAUUACUCUUGCAUGACUAAGCUUAGAUAAAAGCAAAUGGCACAAUCCAAAAUAGGCAGAAGAACUUGUACAGAAAGAUUUCCUUCCUCCUAUACUAGAGGAUAAGUAGGAUACCAAAUAUCUUAGCUAAAAUGUUUUUCUUGCUUUAUUCUUUUGGUUAGUUUAGCCCUUAAGAGCCAAUUUGGGCCAUUGGAAAAUGUGACAAUAUUUGGUUGAUUAUUGGAUCUCUGAGAAUUUGAAUAUGUAGAGUUGUGACAUUGAUUUGGUAUCUAAGGGAAUAUCUUGAUGUUAGAUUAAUAAAGUAUUAUGAGAUUUUUAUAAAAUAGUUAUCAA